CUCCCCUUUCCAGCCACUCCUUUAAGAUGUCGGUGACGUAGGCGAGUGGCGGCCGUUUCGAAUCCAGGCCUCAGGAAUUGCACUUCUUCGGCUGCCCGCUGGCUUCGGAUUCCCGGUCCUGGAGCGCUUCACUCCAGCCGCAGGAGCUCCGGCUUUAGCCAGACUGUCUUGCGCGGAGCCCGGGCCUACUUAUUCCCGUCACCUGCCGCGACGGGCCCGGGCCUAGACUCGAGCUCGAGUCCAUGGCGGAGGAUGAAAGGGAGUCCACCCGCUAUCGUGACGGCUUGUAGUUUGCAGAACCUGUUUGCUGUGGAAGAUGAAUUUGAAGAUGAGGAUUUCUUAUCAGCCGUAGUGGACACUGAAAACAAGUUCUCCAGUUCGCUCUCUGUAAAUCCAGGAUGCCUGAAACCUGUGUGUUCUGAGCCCAAAGCUGCCAACCAGGCAUCGACAUCUGAACAACUGACUUCCUGCUCCACUCUUCCUUCAGGGGCUUUGAGCCUGUUGGCCCAGGGUCUCAGACUCCCUACCCCUAGUGUGCCCUCGGCAGGAGGGGAUUCUCCUAAGACAUCAACAUUCCUAAGACUGUCCCCUUCUCCCAGCUUAGCUGGGGGAGCUAGAGAUCUAGGCAGAGUGACUCCAGAAGGAGUAACCACAGAACCUCAUGGGCCUUUCUCUCUUGUGAACCAACAUCCAGUGGCUGGUACCACUGUGACAAGUAAACAGGAUGAGUUCAGCAUGCUAUCAUGCAUGGAACUGAGGCAGGGGGAUUCAGAUGUGAAAAGCCUGUUUCUCAGGCAGAAGGAGGACCCUGUGCAAGUUAAAAGGUUCCGAAUGUCAGAGCUGGGAGAAUCUUGUUGCCAAGGGUCAGUAGUCACCAGACUGGCUGAGCCCCUACUCUCAGAUCGUGUAACUCACCAUGGGACCCCACAGCUUAUUAUGAGACCUGGUGCUUCCAGCAGCCUCACUUUCCCAUCUGGCUUACGAACUCCCACUCAAUCCACCCCCUGGCAAGCUGGUCCUAGGGGCAGUCAUCUCCAUGUGCCUCAGCCUCUCCAAGUUGCUAAAUGUUAUGCUCAGAACAAUUCUCAAAAUAGUUCCCUAACUCCUCAACCAUUCCAAUCUCCACGUUCCUGGGAAAAUGGAAAACCUAGGGUUCUGGGGCCAGCUGUUUCCAACCCAAAUGCUUCCGUUUUCCCAGUGGCUAGCUCUGGCCAGAGACCGUUAGAGUCCCAAGCUCGGGUCUCUCCUGUUGAGUCACUUGUCUUUUCCCCAUCCACCCCCUGUUCUUCCCUGGCAGCCUCAGGGAUUCUUCAGACCCCUAUAGUCACGAAUCACCUUGUACAGCUGGUCACUGCUACCAGUCGGACACCUGGGAUGCCUGCCCAUAUGCCCACUCGGGCUAAAGCCCGCCGCUUUCCUGGACCAGCUGGCAUCUUGCCUCACCAGCACAGUGGAAAAAAUCUGGAGGAGAUUAUGAUUUCAACUCCUCAGACUCCAGCUCAUGGUGCAUUAGCUAAGUUCCGGACAGAGGAAGUACCCAGUUCCCAGCCCUCAGAGGAAGAUUUUGAGCAUGGCCCCUGGCUGACUAUGAAAGCUGAACUGGGACUAGAUGACCAAGACCCUGCCUGCUUCCUCCACACAUACAGUAUUGUCAUGGUAUUGCGGAAGGCCGCCCUGAAGCAACUUCCCAGGAACAAAGUGCCCACCAUGGCCGUGAUGAUCAAAUCCCUGAGCCGAAAUACAGUAGAUGCCAGUGUGGUUUUCAAAGAUCCUACAGGAGAGAUGCAAGGUACAGUGCACCGGCUGCUAUUGGAGGAGAGACAGAAUGAGCUGAGGACUGGCUCUGUCCUUCUGCUGAAGCAGAUUGGAGUGUUCUCCCCCUCACUCCGCAACCACUACCUUAAUGUGACACCCAACAACCUGGUCCAGAUUUACAGCCCAGAUUGCGGAGAUGGGAGAGUCCCCAGGAGCUCUCAGCCCCUUGCCAAGAUUUCUAGACCUAUCCAGUGUCAUUCUCAGCCGUCUGCCCCUGAGAGCCCCUCUAGUGCUCUUCAUUGUGAUGAGAAACCAGGAGAGGAACACAGGAUAGCCAGAAUGGAGGCGGCCCCCAGAGAAGAGCUUCCUGAAGAAGAUGAUCUGGAUGGGCUUCUAGGUGAGCUGCCUGAGGACUUCUUCUCUGAUGACAGUGGCUGGUGAGACAGGACCACAAGCAGUUGGCAUCCCCUUGUUUGUUGCAAGUCAGGCAUGGACGUGUCUAACCUUGUGAAAGAGCAGAUCAAGGCAAGGCUGUGUUCUUGCCUUAGCAGACAGUCUUGUGAGCAUGUCAGCUGCCCCUCACUGCCUGUUUCCAGGAGAGCUCUCCUCAUCUUCCAGAUCAGAGCAUCUCCUUCUUAACAUUUUGUGUCCUUGGAGACAGUGGGGGUCUGAUUUAUAAUCCAGCCUGGCCCCAAGGAGCAUCAGUUUCAACCAAAGACUUGUUUUCUUGUCCUCUUCUCACUUUGGUCCCCAUUCUUUGGAUAGUUGGAGAGCCAGGAACAAAUAGGGACGUGUUUCCCCAGAAUCGCCUCCCUUACCUCCCCACCUGGGGCUAAAUUAUCAGCUCAUUUUCCCCUCAGAACCAUGUAUUCUUCUGCUCUCAUCCUGUCCCUGAAAAAACUACUUCACGUAAGCCUGAAUUAUUUAUUUUCCCCUAAAACAAAGUCUACGCUGAAGUUACAUAGUUUAACUUGUGCAGGCGGCUUUCAGGUUUAGGGUCAAGGAAUUAGGGUAUUGUGCCAUGUUCUGAAAUAAAGUACGGUGCCACUUUGGACUUUAGGCUGUGCUGUCCUGCCAUAUUCUCCUGUGACUUCAGCCUCCUUGGCUUCUUCUCUAUGUCCUUCUAUGUCCUACCCAUCUUGAUCCUGGGUCCCUGUCAUGAGGGAGGGCUGCACACUCAGCGCAGAGAGCCUUCACAGAAGAGGACACUGUAACAUUAACUGUUAGUCUCCUACUGUAGUGAUUUCAGUAGUUUACUCCCAAAUCAGAGACUGGUCAAGGAGGAGGAUGAGAUGCAGUUCUUUAUAUUUGUCCCAUCCCUAAACUGUCUCAGUUAAUUAAUGCAAUUAGGGAAGAUAGAGUUAUCCUAGCAUCUGCUGCUCAUUGCUAGAAAAGGAGAGGACCCAAAGGGUUAGGUCUAAAUUGCCAGCUCACUCUCAAGGACCGCCUUAUUUAGGCCUGGGACCUCUCUCUAAAUGUAACUUCCCCUUUUCUAAAAUGUAUCUCCAUUGUGAGGCUAAAGAGAGAAAAGGAAAGGCUAAAGGGGAUGGAGGAAGCAAUCAGUCAUUCAAUAAGCAUUUCUUAUGUUCCAAGCCUUGGACACUGUACUAUGCAUUAAUGAAUGAAACAGCCCCUAUCACAGGGAUCUUACAUUCUAAGGUGGGAUCCUACUAAGUGUACAUAUGUAUGUGUGUGUAUGUCUGUUCAAAAUAAAUAGAAAGUUAAUAAAUACAAGUAGGC
Molecule: messenger RNA, 3495 nt
Organism: Trichosurus vulpecula (common brushtail)
Lineage: Eukaryota; Metazoa; Chordata; Mammalia; Diprotodontia; Phalangeridae
Gene: HROB
Product: homologous recombination factor with OB-fold
Exons: 10
Coding region: 253-2196 (647 amino acids)
Biological process (GO): recombinational repair
Source: RefSeq, a predicted model, not a curated record